This is a messenger RNA of Ipomoea triloba (trilobed morning glory), 1762 nucleotides long. RefSeq names its product protein EMBRYO DEFECTIVE 1674-like. The record is from RefSeq and is a predicted model, not a curated record. The transcript is spliced from 4 exons. Lineage: Eukaryota; Viridiplantae; Streptophyta; Magnoliopsida; Solanales; Convolvulaceae. Bases 63 to 911 code for a protein of 282 amino acids.
UAUGGAGUAUAAACUCAUGUGUCUGUGUUAGAACCCUAGAUUUCAUCAUCAUUUUCUCACAGAUGGAGAAAUUCAGAGCUGUUCCAAAUCAAUCGCGCCAAAACUUCACCGCGAUCAGUUCCUCCUUCCUCAAAGAGGUGUAUUUGUGCGACUGGUGGCUCAUCAAAUUCUCAACGAAUUCCAAAUCCGAGCGAAUAGGAGUAGCGGGCUUCACUUUUAGAGAGAGCCAAGAUGCAAGAAUAUUCCACUCUGCUGCAAUUUCUAAGAGGAUUGAUACAGUUACGGUUGAGGCAGUAGAUGGCAUUGUUAUUGUAGUUAGUGGUUGCAUCAAUAGGUCUCGCACAAUCCAAAAUGGCUUCCCAUUUGAGAUGUGCAACCAUUUUUGUGUUGGAUUUCCAUAUUACUGGGAGGAAAUUGCUGGUCAACCUUGUGAACAGUCAACAAAGAGAUAUGCUUUACCAAGGAUUUCAUUUGAUGAAUUGAAACGGUCAUCAGCUGAAGGAAUAACUAACUCUGAUUUUACUUCAUUUGAUGAUCUGCCAGCAACUUUUCUCCGGGAUUUCUGUGAGCCUGGCCUUUAUGAUUCAGAAAGCUGCAUGACUAGUAAAGAUCUUUCCACCGAGAUACCACCUAAAAACGGCAGUGUUACAUCUAAGAAUAGUGAAAUUUCAGGUCAUAAGAACAAAAGAGCUUCUAGUGAGGUUGCAACCAGCAAUGAAGAUACAAGUCAACAAAGGAAAGAUAAAGUCAAGAAGAUGGCUGAUAGGCAAUCUCCUAAAGUAUUGUCAGAUAAAGUCAAGAAGAAGGCUGAUAGGCAAUCUCCUAAAGUAUUUGAGAGAAGCGAGGGUCGUAUUACUAGGAGUAUGACUAAGGCUAAAAUGUUUCAGGGACGAGUUGGGAGUGAGAACUAGUGCAUUUUCUAAGUUCUGGGAAUUCAUUUAUGAUAUUACAUGGCCUCAACGAAAGUGUGGAGCUAAGAAAUCGGCAAAGGGUCCCAAGAGUCCUGGUUAUGCAGAAUGCAGACACUAGCAAAUGAGAACCAGAUGAAGCAGUUGGAGCACAUUUGCUGAAAAGCAAGCUGGAAAGAAAGUAGUAAGGGCCAACUUUUAGAAGCCUAUUAAACAAGGAAAAUGAAUUGCAAAAAUGGCUAGUUAUGAACUUGUGCACCAUUUGGCUAUGAUAACAUGUUACUUUUUCUUCUUUCCCCAAAAGGUUGAAUCUCCAACCCCAAGGGCUUCUCACACCCCGAUCUAACAGAGUAUUUGGGAGGAUGCAAAUUACCGUAACUUAGUAGCUCAGGAGAUAGAGCCAAAUGCCGGUGCGUUCAAGGAAUUUGCCCACGUUGAGUAUAAUUUUCACACUGUCGCUGCCGAAUUUUGAACAUUGGUUUCUUUCUACAAAUACUGUCUACCGAACCAGCGAGUUAAGUCUAUGCGGGCGACAUGUUACUUUUUCAUUUGUUCAGUGCAUGUCUUUGCAUCCUUUCUGAUCUUUGCCAACUUUAUGGAGCAUACUGGUAUAUGGAAGUCUGCUUGAACUGCGAGGCCAUGCCCAGAAACCUGUGAGAGCUGUUUUUUGUGUUUUUUGUUUUGUUUGUUUUUUUUUUUUUUUUGAAAAGACCUGUGAGAGCGGUUGUGUUCGGAACCAAUUGGCUCACAAUACUAAUUUAAAUUUAUAGCUCAAUUAGAUGACAUGUGAUCUUGUAAUUACUCUUGCUGAUAUCUUUUUAAAGAAUUAAUAUACGAUGGACUAAUUGUGUAUA